Messenger RNA from Nezara viridula (southern green stink bug), 2764 nucleotides. The record is from the annotation of a GenBank genome assembly. NCBI's taxonomy places the organism in Eukaryota, Metazoa, Arthropoda, Insecta, Hemiptera, Pentatomidae.
GAGUGGGGAGGAGUGAGAUGCUAUAGAUUGUAGUGGUGUUAUAACAUGUAGUCUCUUGUCUGGUGCUGCCCUUCAUGUUACAAAACGAAAUGUCUGCCACAAAUUCCAAAACACCUACAUCAGAGGAUGCUUGUUUAAACAUUAUCCACUGUCUUAUGUGUCAUAGACAAGGUGGAGAAUCAGAAAGAUUUGCAAAAAAAGCCAUUGAAAGUUUAGUAAAAAAACUGAAGGAAAAAAGAGAAGAACUUGACAACUUGAUUACAGCUAUUACCACAAGUGGUUCUCAAGCUACUAAAUGUGUUACAAUUCAGAGAACAUUAGAUGGUAGACUUCAGAUAUCAGGCAAGAAAGGUUUUCCUCAUGUGAUAUAUGCCAAGAUCUGGCGAUGGCCAGACCUUCAUAAAAGUGAAAUGAAACAUAAUAAAUUUUGUCUUUUUGCAUUUGAUCUCAGAUGUGAUUCUAUCUGCGUCAACCCCUAUCACUAUGAAAGAGUAAUUGGGCCCCCAAUAGAUUUUACACGUUUAAAUCUGCAGCCAGGACCUAGUCAACCAGCAAAAGAUGACUGUGAAGACCCAGAUUCAAUUGAAAUCGAUGUAAUUAAUGUACAACACAAACGCCCUGUUCUACCACCUAUUACGUUUCUUCCCCAACCUGUUCAAGCACCAGUAGUUGUUUGCGAUAAAGAAGUAAGUUAUGCUAAUAAUAAGCCGGAAGGGAGACAACCACUUAAGGAAAUGGUGGAACAACCAAAGUCCACAUGGACCCAACCGGGCUCACCAAAAAGAAAUAUACAAAUAAACAGUAAUUCAGGAGCUGCUUGCAGUUCGGGAACCAAUACCUCGUCUCCUCUUAUACAUUCUUCUGCAACUCAACCAGAAUUUUAUGCACACCUGGCACAAGCCCUGAUGGGCACUAUUGAAAAUCCAGCCGGGAAUAAUAGUGCCGCAACAAGGAAUUCCAGCAGCCCCAUACCAACUCAGGUACACACGAGGUCUGUUCAUGAAUCUACAUGGAGUGGUCACACUCUGACUUACACCCAGAAUAUGCAACCACAACCACCUCAAAAUGCAUACUGGAACCCUGGAGUAACACCGGAAAUAGAAGCCGGAGGUUUAUUGUCUAGCCAACCAGCCCCUGAACAUUGGUGUUCUAUAGCUUACUAUGAGCUUGAUGUACAAGUAGGAGAUACUUUCAAAGUUUCCUCUACUAUACCUAGUGUUACUGUCGAUGGCUACGUUGAUCCUGAAGGAACAAAUAGGUUUUGCCUUGGAGCACUUACUAAUGUGCAUCGUAAAGAACAGAGUGAACGGACUAAAUUGUACAUUGGCAAAGGUGUUCGAUUCGAUUUAAGAGGAGAAGGAGAUGUGUGGCUGCAUUGUCUUUCCGAACAUUCCGUCUUUCUUCAGUCCUACUACUUAGAUUCAGAGGCAGGAAGAACACCAGGAGAUGCAGUUCACAAAAUAUAUUCAUCUGCUUAUAUCAAAGUUUUUGACUUGAAGCAGUGUCAUAUCUACAUGAAAAAUCAAGCAGCUACUGCCCAAGCAGCUGCAGCAGCUCAUGCAGCAGCAAUUGCAGGCCACCCUCGGGGUCGGGGAUCCAAUAAUGCAGGAGGAAUAGCUCCAGGGGCACGUUUAAGCUCUGCUGCUUAUAUUGGAGUGGACGAAUUGAGAAAACCAUGCGUUUUACGCUUAAGUUUCAUUAAAGGAUGGGGCCCUGAUUAUCCUCGAAGUAAUAUUAAAGAGACUCCUUGCUGGAUUGAAGUUCAUUUUCACAGAGCAUUACAAUUGUUGGAUGAAGUUCUUCAUAGCAUGCCUAUCAAUGGACCUCGAGGAAUAGAAUAAAUUGAAAAUUUUUAUCACAAUUUCUCCAUAAUGAUUUUUAAUACGUAAAUGACAUUGGGGCAGCAGCCACAGAAUAAUCAUGAUUGGAUCUUCUUCUUAAAGCCUAAUUUAAUAUGAUUAAGAGGUGGAUGGUAUUUUAUUUAGUGGUAACAAAAAGAAACAAACAAAACAAAGGGCAACUGAAGCAGCACUACUUACAUUUAUGAGUGAAAAUAGUUCCUAUGCAUUAGAAGCACCAGAUUAUUGAGAAGUAUCUUCACUCCAUAACAUUCCGAAACUUCUUUCUCCUCAAUGAAGUAGGAGCAAUAAAAAAAAGACAAACGUAGACGCUAUUUUCAAUCUUUAAGCAUACUGGGUACUCCAUGGUAACAUUGAGCUUAGAAAGAUACUGAUAGGAACCAACCUAAUUAUGUUCAGUCGGCAGUUGCAUGGUUAUAAGUCAAGCUCGCUGUGUCAUCAACCUUGCAAGAAACAAAUAUCAGAAAAUAACCUGUAGAGUUACUUAGCUUGAAUAGAAAUAGUACCGGUUGUCACAUAUGGUACUUCAAAAGAAACAGUACAAAAAACACACUCCCUCUCUCAUUGUAUAUCAGUGAAACUCAUUUCACACCUAUGUAUUGCAUGAUCCCAAGCUCUUGUCAAAUCCAGAGCUUUGAUAUAAAUUGUUAAUUAAUUUUUAAUUUUUAAUUAAUUGUUAAUUAAUAUCAAUUGUUAAAAAUAACUAGAGACAACAAUAUUUGAAAGAAAAUAAAAGUCUUAGUUUGGCAUCAGGUGUGACAAGAAAUAUAUCACCAUGUGGCUUUGACACUGGUAUUCUCUAUUUAAGCAUUGAAACAGAUAAAUUAAUACGUUUACAAAAUCUCAGCCAUGGAAAAAAGUAACCUUGACUAAUAGUGGGCAAAACCAAAAGGAACCGAGUAAGA